AGACCAUCAAGAACAAAACUACCAUUAUAUUGGGUAAAGGCAAAGGCAAGGCAAUAGAGGCAUGGGAAUUGAAUGUUUAGCAAAAUUAGAAGUUCCUAUUAUAAAAUUGCCCAAUAUUGAUAAAAAGGAUGAUGAUAUUGAUCCUGAAAGCAGCAAAUUAUGGUUAGAAAGAAGCAAGCAAGUGAGAGAUGCUCUUGAAGAAUAUGGGUGUUUUUUAUGUGAGUAUGAUGAUGAUGAGAGUAGUCGUUGUUGUAAUUCAUCUUCAUCAUCAAAGCUUGAUAGUAAUUAUGAAGAAAUUUUCAAGGGAUUGAAAGAGCUUUUUGAUUUUCCAUUAGAAACUAAAAUGAAGAAUGUUUCUGAUAAGCCUUACCAUGGGUUUUUGGACAGUAGAGCUCCCUUUGUUCUUCCUCUUCAUCAAAGCCUUGGUAUUGAAAAUGCUUCAUCUUAUGAAGCUGUUCAGUCUUUUGUCAACCUCUUAUGGCCUUCUGGCAAUCAUCAUUUCUGUGAAAAUUUAUUUGCAUACUCAAAGAAGAUAGCAGAGAUGGAGCAAUUAGUAAAGAGGAUGGUAUUUGAAAGCUAUGGAGUGGGAAAAUACACUGAUUCUCAUAUUGCUUCAACCACUUAUCUCCUAAGAACAAUGAAAUAUAGAAUUCCAAAAAUGGGUGAAGAGAAUAUUGGUGCAGAAGCUCACACUGACAAAAGUUUCUUCACUAUUCUUCAUCAAUUUGAUGGAGUCAAUGGCUUGCAAAUAAAACCAAAAAAUUAUGAUCAAUGGCUUGGAGUUCAUUUCUCUCCAAAUUACUUCUUGGUCAUGGCUGGAGAUGCUUGCUUGGCAUGGAGCAAUGGGAGAAUUCACUCAGCCACUCAUAGAGUUAUAAUUGAGGGAAACAAAGAAAGAUAUUCAACUGCCCUAUUUUCAUACCACAAAGGAAUUAUUGAAAUUCCACAAGAAUUGGUGGAUGACAAACAUCCCUUGAGAUUUAAACCUUUUAACCAUUAUGGAUUACUUGGUUAUUUUUCCACUGAUGAUUGUGACAAAAUGCCUUCAACUGCCAAUGCUUAUUGUGGAGUUUGA
Cucumis melo (muskmelon) is the source of this 1075-nucleotide messenger RNA. RefSeq names its product probable 2-oxoglutarate-dependent dioxygenase AOP1. Gene Ontology annotation, molecular function: dioxygenase activity. The record is from RefSeq and is a predicted model, not a curated record. Bases 62 to 1075 code for a protein of 337 amino acids. Lineage: Eukaryota; Viridiplantae; Streptophyta; Magnoliopsida; Cucurbitales; Cucurbitaceae. The transcript has 3 exons.